AGGCUAACAAUACCUGGAAAAGCCCCAUCUCCAGAAUUAGCAGCCGCAGAACCCUAGUUUGGCCGAGUACACUUCACCAUGACAUUCAAGCGUCGGAAUGGAGGUCGCAACAAGCAUGGUCGUGGCCAUGUCAAAUUCAUCCGAUGCUCCAACUGCGGCAAAUGCUGCCCAAAAGACAAAUCAAUCAAGAGGUUCCUUGUGAGGAACAUCGUGGAACAAGCUGCUGUCCGCGAUGUUCAGGAGGCUUGCGUCUACGAGCAAUACACACUUCCAAAAUUGUAUCUUAAGAUGCAAUAUUGUGUUUCUUGUGCUAUCCACUCUCAUGUUGUAAGAGUUAGAUCAAGAACUGAUAGGAGGAAGCGUGAGCCUCCACAACGCUUCAUCAGGCGCAGGGAUGAUGCGCAAAGGCCUGGUCAACCUGGUCAAGCACCUCGUCCUACUGGUGUUGGAGCUCCUGCUCGAACAUAAAACCAAAGAAAUUUUAGCCAUUAGGGUCACGUUGGAUCAAAUUUUAUGAUAUACUUGAAUUUCUUUUGUUGCAUUAGAAAAUUUGGUUUUUGUGUGGGGCUGUUAUGUUUCCUUUUGUAAUCUUCUGACAUAGUUCUUGGAGAUACCUUUCUAGUUAUAAUUUGGUGAUUUUGAUGAAAAUAGAACUGAUUCAUGACAAAUUUUAGCGUUUUUAAGUAAAUUAAUUUUAACGGGUAUACACACCCAUUU
Molecule: messenger RNA, 717 nt
Organism: Gastrolobium bilobum
Lineage: Eukaryota; Viridiplantae; Streptophyta; Magnoliopsida; Fabales; Fabaceae
Product: small ribosomal subunit protein eS26y-like
Exons: 5
Coding region: 79-468 (129 amino acids)
Biological process (GO): translation
Cellular component (GO): ribosome; cytosolic small ribosomal subunit
Molecular function (GO): mRNA binding; structural constituent of ribosome
Source: RefSeq, a predicted model, not a curated record